AAAUAGAGAAAUGACACGAAUAACUAUCAAAGGAGGUGUAUGGCGGAAUACAGAGGAUGAGAUUCUCAAAGCGGCUGUUAUGAAGUAUGGGCUCAAUCAGUGGUCUCGAAUUGCCUCUUUGCUUCAUCGAAAAUCAGCAAAGCAAUGUAAAUCAAGAUGGUACGAGUGGCUAGACCCGAGCAUAAAGAAAACAGAAUGGAGUCGUCAAGAGGAUGAAAAGUUGUUGCAUCUGGCUAAGCUGAUGCCAACACAGUGGAGAACUAUUGCUCCUAUUGUCGGACGGACAGCUGCGCAAUGCCUUGAACGAUAUGAAUAUUUGCUAGAUCAGGCUCAGAAGAAAGAGGGGGGUGAUGAUUCACAUGAUGCUCGAAAACUCAAGCCGGGAGAAAUCGAUCCAAAUCCAGAAACAAAACCAGCCAAACCAGAUCCAAUUGACAUGGACGAAGACGAAUUGGAGAUGCUAUCUGAGGCGAGAGCAAGACUGGCAAACACACAGGGUAAGAAGGCGAAGAGAAAAGCACGAGAGAAACAAUUGGAAGAGGCGCGACGUCUCGCUUCUCUGCAGAAGAAACGAGAACUGAGAGCGGCAGGCAUCAAACCUCGAGAAUUCAACAGACGAAAGCGUGGUGUAGACUACAACAUUGAAAUUCCGUUUGAAAAGAAACCGGCGCCUGGAUUUUUCGAUACAGCCGAAGAGCACGAAAACAAGAAACAUUUCGACUUUAAUCGGCUUCGACAGAAUGCACUGGAGGGAGAAACACGUGACGAGGUGGAGGCGAAAGAGAGAAGAAAAGACAGAGCGAAGAUGAAGGCUCUAAAAGAGGAUGACUUGCCGGCUGCUAUUUUGAAGACGCACGGGUCAGUGAUGCCGGAGAAAAAGAGAAGUAAACUGGUGCUUCCGCAGCCACAAGUGACGGACAAAGAGCUGGAACAAGUAGUUAAAAUGGGCCAAGUUUCGCAGCUGAUCAAAGACGAAAUGUCAUCCGAGGCCGGCGGAAGUGCGACUCCAUCUAGUGUUCUGUUGGACAGUUACCACGUGGCAGCCAGACCAGGUCUCCCGAGUAGAACACCGAAGACUCCGGCACCACAGAACACAGUCAUGGAGGAAGCGAGGAACCUACUCGCCAUGACGCAGCAAGAGACACCCCUUUUAGGAGGAGAGAACUCGGCGAUGGUAGGUGGCACUGGCUUCGAUGGACUCACUCCCAGAACUCAAGUAGUGGCUACUCCCAAUACAGUAAUUGCAACUCCUUUUAUGGGAACUCCGUCUAAUGGAGCAACAGAGGGCAACUUCUCAAUCAGAUCAACACGUGCAAUCGGCCCUGCAGUGGGUCCAGUAAUUCCAGCCAGUGUCAGAUCAACCCCUCUAAGGGACAAUCUGAACAUAAAUGACCCAUCUGGUGGGGGAUUUAACGAAGACGACGACGACAGGGGAAGUGUGAUGAUGGAUAAUGAUGAUACUAGGUCACUAGUGUCUGGAACAUCAUCGGCAAUCAACCCUGUCUUACUGAAGCAACAGUUGAGGAGUGAUCUUUCAAGUCUUCCACAGCCGAAGAAUGAUUUUGAAAUUGUGCUCCCUGAAGACAAAGAGAGAACCGGCAGCAAUGACGAUGGAGGUGACAAUCUCCCCCCGGGCGAGGAGGCGAUGGAAGUAACCAGUGGUGGGGGAGGAGGAAGUAGUAUGCAAGUGCCUGAUGCGGCUGAUUUGGAGGAGUGCGAACGGCUUAUGCAGGAAGAAGAAAAAUUGCGGAUGUUAAACCUUGCCUCAAUCUCAGUACAAAGGGAUCUUCCGAGGCCAUACGAGAUCAACCCGGCUAUUUUGAGACCAGCCAACGCACAGACCGAAGCCCCAUUGACUGAACUGCAGAAGGCUGAGGAGUUGGUCAAGCGUGAGAUGCUAGUGAUGCAGCACUUCGACUGUGCCAACUUCCCCCCGGAUGUCAAGCUCACUAGGAUGCCAGAUGUGAAGAGAGCUAAACAGGCAACCAGCACGAAACAAGCCAGUAGUUAUCUUGAAUCGAACUCUUUCACAGAGUUCUCGGAGGAGGAGCUGUCACAUGCGCACAGUGUUCUGAAACGGGAGAUGGACCAUGUGAAGGAGGGAAUGGGUCACGGGACUCUCCCUCUAGAAGUUUAUUCCCAAGUGUGGGAGGAGUGCUACGAGAAGAUCCUGUUUGUGCCCAACUUGAACAAGUACGCACAUGGCAAAUACCUGUCCAAGAAGGAAAGGCUGGAAUAUCUCGAGAAACGGCUGGAGCAAAACAGAGCGCACAUGGCACGUGACGCGAAAAAGGCGUCCAAAUUUGAGAAGAAACUGAAGAUACUGUUGGGAGGCUACCAAUCGAGAACACUUGGACUGACCAAACAGCUGAACGAACUGCACGACCAACUGCAACAGACACAGACUGAACUGAAGUCGUUUAAAGAGUUGCAGGCGAUAGAGUCGGCAGCUAUUCCGAGAAGGAUUCAAACAAUAAGUGAAGAAUUGGACCGACAGAAAGAGCGAGAAGCCAUUCUGCAGCAGAAAUACUCUGAUUUAGCUCUACAGAAAGACGUUUUGACCUCUAAAUUGACAACAUACUCGAAAAACCCAGAAACUCAAUUAACUGUCGACACAACAACAUCGAAUGAUUUAAUACAAACUGCAAACUAGAUCUGUGUACUUUUUCCGCAAAAUUGCUGUCCUUUUCAUGAUCCAUUUUCUUAAGCUGAUAAUUCGUUUUCUUCCUAUUUUCAUAGUUGAAUUGAAAGUUUGCAUUUUGGGUAA
Symsagittifera roscoffensis is the source of this 2767-nucleotide messenger RNA. RefSeq names its product cell division cycle 5-like protein. Gene Ontology annotation, biological process: regulation of transcription by RNA polymerase II; mRNA splicing, via spliceosome. The record is from RefSeq and is a predicted model, not a curated record. The transcript has 16 exons. Gene Ontology annotation, molecular function: RNA polymerase II transcription regulatory region sequence-specific DNA binding; DNA-binding transcription factor activity, RNA polymerase II-specific. The coding region runs from base 11 to 2653 and encodes 880 amino acids. Lineage: Eukaryota; Metazoa; Xenacoelomorpha; Acoela; Convolutidae. Gene Ontology annotation, cellular component: spliceosomal complex; Prp19 complex.